AUGCCACAUGAACUACCUGGUAGACCCUGGGAAAAGGUUGCCAUCGACCUAUUUACUUGGGAAGACAAAGACUACCUGGUGACGUCAGAUUAUUACACCAAUUUCUGGGAGGUGGACAGACUGAAGAGAACCAACUCUUCAACUGUCAUCAGCAAACUGAAAAGGCAUUUUGCCAGACAGGGAAUACCAGAACAGGUUAUUAGCGACAAUGCUCAAAAUCUGACAUCCGAUGAAUUCCAGAGAUUCGCGAGAGACUGGGAUUUUGACCACGUCACCGUGAGUCCAUACAACAGCAAAUCAAAUGUCAAGGCGGAGUCAUCAGUGAAGGCAGCAAAGCGGAUGCUACGGAAGGCGAAGAAGUCCGGAACUGAUCCAUAUCUCGCCCUGCUGGAGAUUCGCAACACCCCAACACAAGGAAUGGGCAGUAGCCCCAUGCAGCGUUUGAAUAACCGUCGGGCACGCACCCUGUUACCAAUGACACCGAACCUACUCAAGCCUCGGGUGAUCAACGUUGAAACAGAGAGAGAUCAAAUGCAACAGCUGAAGAAUAGACAAACGAAGUACUACAACAGGAACGCAAAAGAUCUGCCUGCAAUGGAAGAAGGUGACACCGUAAGAAUGAAGCCUUUUGCUAAAGGACAACGAGAAAGAAAGAAAGGUGUUGUAGUGGCUAGGCUCGAUGAGAUGUCGUACACAGUGGACACACCGGAUGGCAGUUACAGACGUAAUCGUGCGGACAUUAAACGCACCAUGGAAAAACCACCGCCCACUACCAUGCAACGAAAAUCAUUACACAUACCUCCAAGGAAGACGGGUGGAAAUGAGUCAAUAGCACCGAGGACAACGGGUAAUACGGAGCCAAUCCACAGGCCUAUUGGCGACAACAAAUCUGCAAGAGAAGAACCCAUGGCAACAUCUAGAGAGAAGAACAAUUUACAUACGCCGACAAAUAAACUGCCCCCUCAACCAAUACAUACUUCUACCCCACUUGCACCACUUUAG
Messenger RNA from Priapulus caudatus, 1002 nucleotides. RefSeq lists its product as uncharacterized. The record is from RefSeq and is a predicted model, not a curated record. The transcript has a single exon. NCBI's taxonomy places the organism in Eukaryota, Metazoa, Priapulida, Priapulimorpha, Priapulimorphida, Priapulidae. Gene Ontology annotation, molecular function: nucleic acid binding. Gene Ontology annotation, biological process: DNA integration. Bases 1 to 1002 code for a protein of 333 amino acids.